This is a messenger RNA of Monoraphidium neglectum, 1899 nucleotides long. RefSeq names its product CCR4-NOT transcription complex subunit 2. Lineage: Eukaryota; Viridiplantae; Chlorophyta; Chlorophyceae; Sphaeropleales; Selenastraceae. Gene Ontology annotation, cellular component: P-body; CCR4-NOT core complex. The record is from RefSeq and is a predicted model, not a curated record. Bases 1 to 1899 code for a protein of 632 amino acids. The transcript has 4 exons. Gene Ontology annotation, biological process: regulation of DNA-templated transcription; nuclear-transcribed mRNA poly(A) tail shortening.
AUGCAAGAUGGGCUCAGAAACUUUUUCCCCCAGGCCCAGGGUGCCUUUGCAGCUGGGCUGGGGCAGCAGCUCGGUGGCCGAGGACCCUACAUCGGCGCGCCCGCGAUGACCUCUGCUGCGCCUGCACAGCAGCAGCAGCACUUCGGUUUGCAGCAAGGGGCAGGCUUGCAGCAACUGCGGUUUGUCGGCGUUCCCGGCGCCGGCCAGAUGGCAGGCCACCCACUUGAUGGCCUCAACGCGGCCCAGCUGAACCCACAGCUGACGCAGAGCCGGCUGCUGGCUGGCAUGCGUGCCAAUGCUGUCGGCAAUCCAGCUGCGGCUGCGGCAGCAGCAGCAGCAGCUGGCCAAAAUCCGCAGCUGCUACAGCAGCUGCAGCAACAGCAGCAGCAGCAGCAGCAACGACAGCAGCAACAGCAGCAGCAACAACAGCAACAGCAGCAGCAGCAGCAGCAGCAGCAGCAGCAGCAGCAGCAGUUUGCAGCAGCACAGCAGUUUGGAGCUGUCAACCUUGGAGGCAACACACUUGGCGGCCUGGCUAUGGCAGGCCAGCACCCGCUUGGCGGUCGUGUUGGGCAGCCAUCAGACAUCCUCAACCUCCUGCAGCAGGGUAACUUGAAGCAGGGCGGCCUCGGAGCCGUCAACCUCAAUGCCGCUCAGGCUGCACAGGGCCAGGCAGCUGCUGCUGCUGCGAUGCUAGCCAACCGUGGACUUGGCGGCGUUGGCGGCGGCUUUGGGGCCGGCGCCGCUGGCGCGCCCGGCGGCGCCGCAGGACUGGUCGGCCAGCUGCAGCAGGCCGCCGCAGCAGCUGCGAAUGCGGGCAUUGCAGGAGCAGGCGGGGGUGGCGGCGAGGGGGAUGCAGGGCCUUCAUUCGCGGCUGAUGAGUUUCCCGCUCUUGGCGCCGCAGCAGGGGCACGCCCCUCGGCAGGCGCUCCAGGCGCCAAAGUGGGCGACUCUUAUGCAUCCCUGGCGCUGCGGCGGCAGGCGGCAGGCCCGGGCGCAGUAGGAGUGGUGGGAGGCGGCGCCGGGGGUGCAGCAGCCAUUGGCGGUGGCACGCAAGCGAUUGACUUUUCUAUACAGAAUGAGAGCGACUUCCCGGCCCUUGGUGGCGGCGGAGGCGUGGGUGGCGUGGGCGGCGUGGGCGUCGGUGCGGGUGCGGGGGGCAUUGCAGCAGAUGCUGCAAAGCGCUUUGCUGGUGCCAUGGGCGUUGGUGUCCCUGAUGGCGGUGCUCCUGCAGUCUCCUUAGCAGCAGCUGGCGGCGCCCCCAAAGAUGGCAAGGAGGGCGGGCCUGGCGGCGGCGCCCUGGGCGGCGGGAGCGGCGCCGCGUCGGGAGGCGUGGCAGGGGGUGCAGCUGCGGCAAGCGACCGCUAUGGGCUGCUGGGUCUGCUGCAGGUGAUCCGCAUGACGGAUCAGGACCUGACGAUGCUGGCCCUGGGCACCGACCUCACCAGCCUCGGGCUCAACCUCAACAGCCCUGAACAGCUGUACAAGUCGAUGGUGUCACCCCUCAGCGACGCGCCCCUGCGGCGGGAGCCUGGAUUCGAGGUUCCUGCUUGCUACAAGCACACGCCGCCGCGCCUGCAGCCGGGCUACCUGGCCAAGUUCAAGGAGGAGACACUGUUCUACAUAUUUUACUCGAUGCCCCAAGAUGAGGCCCAGCUCAUUGCAGCGGAUGAGCUCUACAGUCGGGGAUGGUGGUGGCACAAAAAGUACCGCUGUUGGUUCAUCCAUGCGCCCAACUCGCCUGUGACCAAGGGCCCCAGCGGCAAUAGCGAGCGCGGCACGUACCUCUUCUUCGACAUCACCAUUUGGGACGUCGUGCAGAAGGCUGACGUGGAGGUGUUCUUUGAUGAGGUGGAGGUGCCCAGCCGCCUGCCCCGCCAAAAGAUGCCCAUCAAGUGA